Eruca vesicaria subsp. sativa (arugula) is the source of this 1843-nucleotide messenger RNA. NCBI's taxonomy places the organism in Eukaryota, Viridiplantae, Streptophyta, Magnoliopsida, Brassicales, Brassicaceae. The record is from the annotation of a GenBank genome assembly.
GAAGCUAAGCUCCAGCUCCAGCUCCAGGGAGAUGAAAUGGCUCGCUGUACUUUAAUUCCAUCUAUAAACCCAGCUCACAGCUUCCGUCAUCAGUUUCCUCAAUCUAAUCCUUCGUUCCCUUCACUUCCCAGUUUUCUGCGUUUUCGGAGAUGCGAAAGCCGCCGCCGUUUGGUCACCAUGGCCGCCGCCGGGAAGGAUCACUAUGCAACUCUGAAUGUCGGCCGAAACGCCACGUUGAAGGAGAUUAAAAGCGCUUAUAGAAAUCUCGCUCGCAAGUAUCAUCCGGAUAUGAAUAAGAACCCUGGAGCUGAAGAUAAGUUCAAACAGAUUAGUGCUGCUUACGAGGUUUUAUCUGAUGAGGAGAAGAGAACCGCUUAUGAUCGCUUUGGAGAGGCUGGUUUAGAUGGAAGUUUCAAUGCUGAUCAGGAUACUUCUCAAGGAGUGGAUCCUUUUGAUCUGUAUAGUGCAUUCUUUGGAGGUGGUUCUGAUGGAUUCUUUGGAGAUAUGGGUGACUCAGGAGGGAUGGGUUUUGAUUUCAUAAAUAAGAGAAGCCUUGACCUUGACAUUCGGUAUGAUAUGCGGUUGAGCUUUGAAGAAUCUGUUUUUGGAGUAAAGCGUGAGAUUGAUGUUUCUUAUUUAGCAACGUGUGAUGGCUGUGGAGGAACAGGUGCUAAGUCUAGUAAGGACGUUAAACAGUGUAGCAAUUGUGGUGGUAAAGGGCGUGUCAUGGACACUCAGAGAACACCCUUUGGAAUCAUGUCUCAGGUCUCCACUUGCUCUAAAUGUGGUGGUGAUGGAAAAAUCAUUACUGAUAAAUGUCGAAUGUGCAAUGGCAACGGGAGACUACGGUCUAGCAAAAAGAUGGAUGUUGUUGUACCUCCUGGUGUUAGUGACAGAGCCACAAUGCGUAUUCGAGGAGAAGGUAACGUGGACAAGAGAAGUGGACGAGCGGGAGACCUGUUCAUCGUUCUUCAAGUUGCUGAGAAGCGUGGGAUCCGGAGAGAAGGACUUAAUCUAUACUCCAAGAUCAGCAUCGAUUUCACAGAUGCAAUACUUGGGACUAACACAAAGGUAGAAACAGUUGAGGGAACAAUGGAUCUCCGGAUUCCCCCUGGAACUCAGCCAGGCGACACUGUGAAAUUAUAUAGGAAAGGAGUUCCAGACACUGAUAGACCUUCAGUUAGAGGUGAUCAUUGCUUUGUAGUGAAGGUUUUGAUCCCAAGAAACCUAAGCGAGAGGGAGCGCAAGUUGGUAGAGGAAUUUUCAUCGCUUAGAAAAUCUAGCAGUAGUACUGGUGAAACUCGUCAAGAGGAGCGGAGAUUUGACUCGGAGUCCAGAAAAGAACCGUCUUUGUGGCAUAAAAUGAAGAGUUUCAUAAGACCUGAAGAUUCAAGAACCAAGUUUGGGACAAUGAGCUUGAACUCAUCAGUGCCACUACAAAGAAUGAAAGUGGCAGAGACUUCAACUGUCUUCACGUUCUUGGCUCUAUGCGUUAUAACCUCUGCUGUUGCAUUGGUUCAGAAAAAGGGUAAUCGCUUGAAAGAAAAGAAAGAAUCCUAAUUUCGUCAAAACCCUCUAGACUCAGAUGGAAAGCUUCGGACCCAAGUAAACAGAGAACUUUAGCCAGAUAAACAUGACUUUGAAAGUCCAUUCAUUGCUAUACAACUCUAGUUUAUAGGUUGAACUUGUUUGUUACAGAAAAACAUAGAGAUCUUGGAUGUACUCUGUUUUAUCAUUAUUUUAUGGUUAAAGAGUUCUGAUAAAACAAAUGUUUUUACUUGACCAACUCUUUCCCAAGAAAAACCAUAUCGAACUCUGAACUUGUAUUAGUCCUUUGAACUGA